Molecule: messenger RNA, 1341 nt
Organism: Emys orbicularis (European pond turtle)
Lineage: Eukaryota; Metazoa; Chordata; Testudines; Emydidae
Gene: TFAP2A
Product: transcription factor AP-2 alpha
Exons: 8
Coding region: 1-1341 (446 amino acids)
Biological process (GO): regulation of transcription by RNA polymerase II; regulation of cell population proliferation; anatomical structure development
Cellular component (GO): nucleus
Molecular function (GO): RNA polymerase II transcription regulatory region sequence-specific DNA binding; DNA-binding transcription factor activity, RNA polymerase II-specific
Source: RefSeq, a predicted model, not a curated record
AUGCUUUGGAAACUGACGGAUAAUAUCAAAUAUGAGGAAUGUGAGAUGUUAGUACACAGUUUUUCAGCUAUGGAUCGUCACGAUGGCACCAGCAAUGGGACAGCCCGGUUACCCCAGUUGGGGUCUGUAGGUCAAUCUCCCUACACCAGCGCCCCUCCACUCUCCCACACCCCCAACGCUGACUUUCAGCCCCCAUAUUUCCCUCCUCCUUAUCAGCCCAUUUACCCCCAGUCUCAAGAUCCUUAUUCCCACGUUAAUGACCCCUAUAGCCUGAAUCCCCUCCAUGCCCAGCCUCAACCCCAGCAUCCAGGAUGGCCAGGACAGAGACAAAGCCAGGAAGCCGGGCUCUUACACACACACCGGGGGUUACCCCACCAGCUAUCCGGCCUGGACCCUCGUAGGGAUUACCGGCGGCAUGAGGAUCUACUGCAUGGACCCCAUGGGCUCAGCUCAGGACUAGGAGACAUUCCUAUCCAUUCGAUACCUCAUGCUAUAGAAGAUGUACCGCAUGUAGAAGACCCGGGUAUUAACAUCCCAGAUCAAACUGUAAUUAAGAAAGGCCCCGUGUCCCUCUCCAAGUCUAACAGCAACGCCGUCUCCGCCAUCCCCAUCAACAAGGACGCGCUCUUCGGCGGGGUGGUGAACCCCAACGAGGUCUUCUGCUCCGUGCCGGGCCGCCUCUCCCUGCUCAGCUCCACCUCCAAGUACAAGGUCACGGUGGCGGAAGUGCAGAGACGCCUCUCCCCGCCCGAGUGCCUCAACGCGUCCCUGCUGGGCGGGGUGCUCCGGAGGGCGAAGUCUAAAAAUGGAGGGAGAUCUUUGAGAGAAAAACUGGACAAAAUAGGAUUAAACCUGCCAGCCGGGAGACGUAAAGCUGCUAAUGUCACCCUGCUCACAUCACUAGUGGAGGGAGAAGCAGUACAUCUAGCUAGAGAUUUUGGGUACGUCUGUGAGACAGAAUUUCCUGCCAAAGCAGUUGCUGAAUUUCUCAACCGACAACAUUCCGAUCCAAACGAGCAAGUCACAAGAAAAAACAUGCUUCUAGCUACAAAACAGAUCUGUAAAGAGUUCACCGACCUGCUGGCUCAGGACCGAUCUCCCCUGGGGAACUCUCGGCCCAACCCUAUCCUUGAGCCGGGCAUCCAGAGCUGCCUGACCCACUUCAACCUCAUCUCUCAUGGAUUCGGCAGCCCUGCGGUGUGCGCCGCCGUUACCGCCCUGCAGAACUAUCUCACCGAGGCGCUCAAGGCCAUGGACAAAAUGUACCUCAGUAACAACCCCAACAACCACACAGAUAACAGCACCAAAAGCGGCGACAAAGAGGAGAAGCACCGAAAGUGA